Molecule: messenger RNA, 903 nt
Organism: Paraphaeosphaeria sporulosa
Lineage: Eukaryota; Fungi; Ascomycota; Dothideomycetes; Pleosporales; Didymosphaeriaceae
Product: tyrosine phosphatase-like protein
Exons: 4
Coding region: 111-764 (217 amino acids)
Biological process (GO): very long-chain fatty acid biosynthetic process; fatty acid elongation; sphingolipid biosynthetic process
Cellular component (GO): endoplasmic reticulum membrane
Molecular function (GO): 3-hydroxyacyl-CoA dehydratase activity
Source: RefSeq, a predicted model, not a curated record
UCGGUCCACGCCCCGAAUUCGCUCUGCCUCCGUCAACACCAAGAACCAGCUCUAUCGCAAUUUUGCAAACCUCACGAUAUAACUACUGAUCCCCAGCGGAGCUCAGCAACAUGGCAGAUGACAAGGCGUCAGUGCGUAGCGAUGCAGGCCAACUUCGCAUCCAAUACCUCACGUUUUACAAUAUUGUCUUCGCGGCGCUCUGGGCAGCAGUCGGCAUCACAGCACUCAUCUUCGUCUGCCUCGGUUCCUCCAAAGCCGAGAUUUUUCGCGAAGUAGAGCCUCUUGCGCGAUGGACACAGACACUCACCCUUAUCGAAAUCAUGCACGCUGCUGUUGGCAUCGUGAAGUCCCCCGUGAGCACAACAGCCAUCCAAGUUCUCACGCGCUGCAUCCAAGUUUGGAUGAUCUGGUGGUGCUUCCCCUUCAGCACCGCCUCCUCCCACGCCUUCCUCAUUCUGGUGCUUGCAUGGGCGGCAGCGGAUGCGAUUCGCUAUCUUUACCUUGCGCUGAACAUGCACGGGAAAGCGCCCAAAUAUCUUGUCUGGCUUCGGUACACCAUGUUCUAUCCUCUGUACCCCAUCGGUAUCGGCGCUGAGUGGUGGCUGAUGUACAGGAGCGUGGGACCCGUGGGCAGGGUUAAUGCUGCGUUGCCAUACAUGUGGUACUUUCUACUGGCGUUAUAUGUUCCUGGCGCGUAUACGAUGUUCACAUACAUGGUUAAGCAGAGGAAAAAGGUCUUUGGUAGAAGGGCGAAGAUGGGAUAAUACAAAGCUACUGGCCUUGUCACACAAGGUCUGGUUGUUCAAGCGUGGGUAUUCGGGGCGUGGGGGUGGUCGAACCACGCCACAUCCUUGAAGAAUUCACCGCAUGAUGUUGUCCUUGACAGCUGUAGGCAGGGGGAAU